AUGCAGGAACGCGGGGCCAGCGUGGAACUUCCCUGCCACUAUAAAACCUCGGUUGACAAAAACUUCAUUCUGGAGUGGAGGUUUGCGCCAGGCUCUGCAGCGCCCGGGCAGGGCGAGCCGAUCCUCUACUUCACGAAUGACAAGCUGUACAAGCCCGGCUCCCAGGCCAAACGACUCAGCUUCCUGCACAACCCUCCCACCAUGGGGGAUGCGACCCUUCAGCUAGCUAACGUCCGCCCCUCGGACAACGGCACAUACAUCUGCGAGGUGAACAACCCUCCGGACUUCUACGGCAGUGGCUCGGGGCUCAUCCACUUCACCGUGCUGAUGCCUCCAUCUACCCCUGUUUGUAAAGGGACAGAAUAUACCCGGAUUGGGGGUGAUGCCACGCUGACCUGCAGCUCCGUGGAGGGGGUGCCUGCCCCUACUUACACCUGGUCACGGGUGGACUCCAAGACCUCAUUGCCAUUGGCCAAUAUGGUGCAAAAUGACCAAACCGGGAAGCUGCAGCUGACGAACCUCUCGCUGGCAUUCUCAGGGACCUACCAGUGCGUGGCCUCCAACCAGUUUGGCCAUGUCAGUUGCCAAGUGACAGUCAAUGUGGCAGGCACUGGGGAAGCUGGAGUGAUCGCAGGAGCUGUGAUAGGAGUGUUGCUGGUGGUCUUACUGCUCGGGGCAGCUGCGAUCUAUCUGUUCUGGUACAGAAAGGAGGAGUCCCGGUCCACAGUCACUGGGAACGAUAUAAGGGAGGAUGCCACUGCCCCGGGGAUCUCAGACGCCUCCUUGCAGAGACACGGCAGCGACCCCGGGAGCCGCCUCCUGAAGCAGCCGGUGUCGAGGCCAGAGUCUGCCAGCACCACCAAGUCCAGACUCAACAUGGUUGUGUGA
Messenger RNA from Caretta caretta (loggerhead turtle), 888 nucleotides. It is a transcript of the gene VSIG2, whose product is annotated as V-set and immunoglobulin domain containing 2. The record is from RefSeq and is a predicted model, not a curated record. Lineage: Eukaryota; Metazoa; Chordata; Testudines; Cheloniidae.